GCAGUAGCAGACGUGCCCGCUCCCGUCUGCCUGCCUUUCUCCUUCUCACACACUACAGAGAGCAGCGCUUUGACGCACCACGCAUAGUUGGAUUAUAGUAUUGCGCGCUGGUCUCUCGCCGGGUUUCUGGCACUCAUUUUACUUCCAAUUGACAUCCCAUCCCAUCGGAAUCAUCUCCACCACUGCAGAGUGUUGAGGACGAACUUGGCGCAACCGCUGCUCUAGCGCCGGACGCGUGCUGUGAAUUAAUAACCAAAGAUAUCCUCACCUGGAGUGUGCGUUAACGGGCAAAGUGUAAUUGCUCGAAAGCACCUGGAUCACAUUAAGGAUCAAGACAUUUUCCUGAUUAGGAGACACUAACACAGACCUCGCCGCCGGAGUAUUCUGGCCACCGCAUGCCGGGGACAUGUGGAAGUUUGCGCCGCUGUAGCGCAGCCACAGACCCGGUUCAUCUCUGUAACUCAGUGGGAUCAAACUCCUACUUCACACGCUUUACGCACUCAGAGGACCCAAAUGUAAAAAAAAUAACAUUGUUUUUCUUUUAGAAAAACCAACUUGUGAAGGAAGGAGCAGAACAAACAUAAAAGAAACAGUGCGUUGCGUGCGGAGUUUGGUGAGCUCCUUCGGAAAUUCCGAGGCUUUUCUCCGUAUUCUGCGGCUCUCGUAUCGGCCACCCACUUUUCUGCCGCAGUCAUGGUGGGAGCUGUGCGCUCCGUUGGCCUUGGCCGCUCCUUGGAGACUGCACCGAGGCUUCUGCUCCUGGGGACCGUCCUCGUCCUGGUCCUGAUAAGCAGAGCAGACAGUCAGCCGUGCCCUCCUCAGUGUUCCUGCACCGGGACCACGGUGGACUGUCACGGCCAAGGACUGCGGAGCGUUCCCAGGAACAUACCCCGAAACACGGAAAGACUGGAUCUGAAUGCAAACAACCUCACUAAAAUCACCAAAGGGGAUUUUGCAGGACUGAGGCAUCUGAGAGUCCUGCAGUUGAUGGAGAAUAAAAUCACCACAAUUGAGAGAGGAGCGUUCCAGGACCUGAAGGAGCUGGAGAGACUCCGCCUGAAUCGGAAUAAUCUGGCCGUGUUUCCUGAACUACUUUUCCUGGGAACGACAAAGCUUCACAGACUUGACCUGAGCGAAAACCAGAUCCAGGGAAUUCCAAGAAAAGCAUUCAGAGGAGCUGUGGAAAUCAAGAACCUACAGUUGGACUACAACCACAUUAGCUGCAUUGAAGAUGGAGCCUUCAGAGCGUUACGUGACCUGGAAGUGCUCACUCUGAACAAUAACAACAUCAGCCGGCUGUCUGUGGCCAGUUUCAACCACAUGCCGAAGCUCAGGACUUUCCGCCUUCACUCCAACAACUUGCAGUGCGACUGUCAUGUAGCCUGGUUGUCCGAGUGGCUACGACAGCGCCCCCGCCUGGGCUUGUACACACAGUGCAUGGCCCCUCCUCACUUGCGGGGGCACAACGUGGCUGAGGUGCAAAAGAAGGAGUUUGUGUGCACAGAUGCAGAAGAAGGUCAUCAGUCGUCGUCAUCUUCCUCCUGCAGUGUGUUACAGUGCCCAGAGUCCUGCACCUGCAGUAACAACAUUGUGGACUGCAGAGGAAAGGGUCUGACAGAAAUACCCACCAACCUGCCUGAAACCAUUACUGAGAUACGACUGGAGCAGAACGCCAUCAAGGUGAUCCCAGCUGGGGCCUUUUCUCCUUAUAAGAAGCUACGCAGAAUAGAUUUAAGCAACAACCAGAUCUCAGAAUUGGCUUCAGACGCCUUCCAGGGUCUGCGAUCCCUUAACUCUUUGGUCCUCUAUGGGAACAAAAUCACUGAGAUUUCCAAGGGACUCUUCGAAGGACUGUUCUCACUGCAGCUAUUGUUGCUAAAUGCUAACAAGAUAGCAUGUCUGCGGGUUGACGCAUUUCAGGACCUUCACAACCUCAAUCUGCUCUCUCUGUAUGACAACAAGCUCCAGACCAUUGCAAAGGGGACAUUCUCCUCACUAAGAGCAAUACAAACACUUCAUUUAGCUCAAAACCCAUUUAUCUGUGACUGCCAUCUGAAGUGGCUGGCUGACUACCUGCAGGACAAUCCCAUUGAGACGAGUGGCGCCCGCUGCACCAGCCCUCGGCGGCUCGCCAACAAGCGGAUCGGCCAAAUCAAGAGCAAGAAGUUCCGCUGCUCAGGUAAUGAGGAUUACCGCAGCAAGCUUGGAGGUGACUGCUUCGCCGACCUGGCCUGCCCUGAGAAAUGCCGCUGUGAGGGCACGACGGUCGACUGCUCCAACCAGAAACUGACCAAAAUCCCCGAUCACAUUCCUCAGUACACCACCGAGCUGCGUCUGAACAACAAUGAGUUCACGGUACUCGAGGCAACGGGGAUCUUCAAGAAGUUGCCUCAGCUAAGGAAGAUUAAUCUGAGUAAUAAUCGUAUCAGCGACAUUGAGGAGGGGACUUUUGAAGGAGCUUUAGGGGUCAACGAGCUGAUUCUGACCUCCAACAGACUGGAGAACAUACACCACCGCAUGCUGAAGGGACUCGGUGGCCUCCGCACACUUAUGCUGAGAAGCAACAGGAUCAGCUGUGUGAGUAACAGCAGCUUCGUGGGGUUGAGUUCUGUCAGACUCCUUUCUCUCUACGACAACCAGAUCACCUCCAUGAACCCCGGCGCCUUCGACACACUGCACUCUCUCUCCACACUGAACCUUUUGGCCAAUCCCUUCAACUGUAACUGCCACCUGGCCUGGCUCGGCGAUUGGCUGAGAAGGAAACGCAUCGUGACUGGGAAUCCUCGCUGCCAAAACCCUUAUUUCCUGAAGGAGAUUCCCAUCCAGGAUGUGGCUGUUCAGGACUUUGCCUGUGAAGAUGGAAACAAUGAGAACAGCUGCUCUCCUGUUCUGAGGUGUCCAGCUGAGUGUUCCUGUCUGGACACUGUGGUGCGCUGCAGCAACAAAGCCCUCACCACGCUGCCCAAAGGCCUCCCAAAAGAGACCACUGAACUAUAUUUGGACGGAAACCACUUCACUCAGGUUCCAGUGGAGCUCUCCAAUUACAAACACUUAACGCUCAUUGAUUUGAGUAACAACCAGAUCAGCACGUUGUCCAACCACAGCCUCAGUAACAUGUCCGAACUGCUUACACUAAUCCUGAGCUACAACCGUCUGCGGUGCAUACCAGUGAGGGCGUUCGAUGGGCUCAAGUCUUUGCGUUUGCUAUCUCUUCAUGGUAACGACAUAUCCCUGAUUCCAGAGGGAGCCUUUAAAGACCUGUCUUCACUUUCUCAUCUGGCUCUGGGUGCCAACCCUUUGUACUGUGACUGCCACUUGCAGUGGCUGUCCGACUGGGUCAAGAGCGGCUACAAGGAGCCCGGCAUCGCCCGCUGUGCUGGGCCCGGUGACAUGACAGACAAACUGCUCCUCACCACACCUUCCAAGAAGUUCACCUGCACAGGCCCAGUGGAUUUGAGUAUCCAGGCCAAGUGUGACCCCUGUCUGUCCAACCCCUGUAAAAAUGACGGCACAUGCUCCGGUGAUCCUGUGCACUACUACCGCUGCACUUGCCCCUAUGGAUUUAAGGGACAAAACUGUGAGGAGCCUAUUCAUGCCUGCAUCAGUAAUCCCUGCCAGAACAGUGGAACUUGCCAUCUGAAGGAAGGAGAUGGAAGCCACUUUUGGUGUGUGUGUCCGGAGGGCUUCGAAGGCGACACGUGUGAGACCAACAUUGAUGACUGUGAGGAUAACGACUGUGAGAACAACUCCACCUGCGUGGACGGAAUCAACAACUACACCUGCAUGUGCUCACCAGAAUACACAGCUGCUACCAAUGAGGUGGAGAGAGGGGAGUUGUGUGAGGAGAAACUGAACUUCUGCACCCCAGAGCUUAACCCGUGUCAGCACGACUCAAAGUGCAUUUUGACCCCUCGGGGAUACAAGUGUGAGUGCACUCCAGGGUAUGUAGGUGAGCAGUGUGAGCUGGACUAUAACGACUGUGAAGAGAACAAGUGUCAGAACGGAGGUCACUGCAUUGAUGCCGUGAACGGAUACACCUGCAUCUGUCCAGAGGGAUAUAGUGGGCUGUUCUGCGAGUUCACUCCCCCAAUGGUCCUCCCUCGAACCAGUCCCUGUGACAACCACGACUGCCUAAACGGAGCUCAGUGCGUUGUUGUGGGAACAGACCCACGCUGCCAGUGUCUCCAUGGAUACGAGGGCGAGCAAUGUGAAACGCUCGUGAGUGUGAACUUUGUCAACCGGGAGUCCUACCUGCAGCUUCCCUCCAAUCUCCUCUCACCACAAACCAACAUCAGCUUGCAGAUUGCUACUGAUGAGGACAGCGGCGUCUUGUUGUACAAGGGUGACAAUGAUCACAUCGCAAUGGAGCUGUACAGGGGGCGUCUCAGGGUCAGCUACGACACUGGAUCCUACCCGCCUUCUGCAAUAUACAGCGUGGAGACGGUGAAUGAUGGUAGUUUCCAUUCUGUGGAGUUAGUAGCAGCUGACCAGACGUUGUCACUGUCCAUUGAUGGCGGACCACCCAAAUCCAUUAGCUCCAUCAGCAAACAGUCCACGCUCAACCUAGAUUCCCCACUUUACCUGGGAGGAAUGCCAGAGCAGGCAUCAGCUUCUGGCGGCCUUUCUGCACUGCAGCUCAGCUCCGGAGGCCGUAACGGCACCAGCUUCCACGGAUGCCUUCGUAACCUCUACAUCAACGGAAAGCUCCAGAACUUGGGAGCCGGGCAUGACCAAAGCUCUCCAGGUCCAGGAACUAUGCGGAGCUACAGACAGUGGCUGGGAAACGGGGUGGAACCAGGCUGCCAGCCGUGCCAGAGAGGUGCCUGCGUCCAAGGCGACUGCCACCCAACGGGUCACCAAGGUUUCACCUGUACCUGCCAUCCUGGGUGGACAGGGGCUCUUUGUGACCAGCAAGUUAGCAAUCCCUGUGAUGGAAACAAGUGUAUUCAUGGUACCUGCCUUCCAAUCAACUCCUACUCCUACUCCUGCGUUUGUCAGCCUGGUUUCGCUGGUGUUCUCUGUGAUGUACAGGACCUGGAUACAGCUAACCCCUGCAGCCUGUCUCGCUGCAAACACGGCAAAUGUCGAGUGUCAGGCCUGGGUAAAGCAUACUGCGAGUGUAACAGCGGAUACACAGGGGAGGCAUGUGACAGAGAGGUGGCCUGCCGAGGGGAACGGGUCAGAGAUGUCUACCAGAGACAGCAAGGCUACGCGGCGUGCCAAACCCAGGAGAAGGUCUCCCGUCUAGAGUGUCGAGGCAGCUGCCCGGGGGGAGCAGAGGGACAGGGCACCUGCUGCACCCCCCUCCGUAGCAAACGCAGGAAAUACACCUUCCAGUGCACUGAUGGGUCUUCUUUUGUCCAAGAAGUGGAAAAGGUUGUCAAGUGCGGCUGUACAAAGUGUUCUUCGUAAAACAAAAGAGAAGUUGUUUUUUUGUUUUUUUUUGACAGAGCUCCUGCCAUCCUUACCUGAUCGCUCAUCUGUUCGUGUUCCCUGUGAGGAAACUCUCCACACCCCAGGAGUAUUAUUCCAAUACUCCUGGAAUAAUACUCCAGGAGUAUUAUUCCCCAGCACCCUGAUUUUUUUUUAAAAGCCCCCAAAAAAGUAAAAGAAAAAAAAAGAAAAACACAAGAAAAACAAAUAAAAAAAAUAGCUACCUUUCCUGUCAGUGCUGGACUGAUGACCGAUGCUUCCUCUGGGGGAAUUUUGAAUUGUAUUGUAAAAUACAAAAGCAGACUUAUUUUUAUUAUGAAGUGGGGAAAAAGACAAAAAAAGAAAGACUUUGUUCUUCAUCUACUUCUUUUUGUUGGUCGUGAUAGCUCCAGUGGUGCCACAAUGUUUUUAUUCCCUGGAGAACCGGCGGCUCACCACUUUACAGUAGACGUCCUGCGUCCCGUCUCUGAGUUGUGCAUCUUUUGGAGUAACUGUAAAUGGUAGUACUACAAACUCACCACUAGGAGGAGCUGCCUUAAAGCAUGGCACGGAGUGGGCAGCGAUUACCCCCCACAUACACACAAACGCAACUCAGAAACCACCACAGGCUCCAUCAGCAGACCUGCUGAAUCCUCUGUGACUGUGUGCAUGAUCGUACACACAGCUGCUUUCAAUCUCCUGGCUCUUUUUGCGGCUACUGAACAGCACACCACACACCACACACACACAGACACACGCAUGCACCUGCAGAAAAAAACUGGUUAACUACACAGCUCUCUGUUUGUGUACCCCCACCCCUGCGUCAUGAAUGACAAGUAUUUAUUGUAUCAUAAAUACCUGUACUUAUUCACUAGAUCCCCAUGUAUCAGCCUGAGUCUUUUAAUAUAUAUUAAUUUAUAUUUGUCCUUAUUUUUGUAUUAAAAAGACAUACUCUGUCAAGAUAGCUGACUAACAAAAAUGGUGUCCUUUAUUUUUGGUGUAAGAAAAGUUUUGUUUUGUUUUUGAUCACUGAAACUUUUGUGCUUGCCAGAGACCUUAGUUACAUUUUAAUCUGCAAAUGUGACGUGAAGACAUUGUAUAUUUUUGUCGCGUUUCCUGAGAGUUUGUACUGUGCCAUUACCAGAAGGUUCUUUAUAUUAGAGUAUAAAUGUAUAGAUUUCCCUACCUAUGUACUCCACACAGACUUUGUGAGUAGCAUUGACCCUAGCGGAUGCAUAGAGAACUCUUUUUACCUUUUUAACAAAUUUAAAACAUACUGUGACUUUUUUCUAAAUGAAACUACUUUGUUAGCCCCUUUGGUCUCAGAUGUUAACAUGUUGCUGCUAAGUUUUUUGUACCGUAGACUUGGAUCCUGAUCUGUAUGUUAUAUAGAGCUUCCUGCUCCUUCCUGUUUGGGGCUGCCUUGUGUAACAGAUGAAUAUGACCCCUCACUCCUCCAUCAACUCCUCUCCACAUGUGCAUUGUGCUUUUUAUUCUCCCUCUCUCUUCAUCCCUAGACUAAUGUCAGUUUCCUGACUGAUGUUUGUUUAUUAAACACAAUAUUUACCUCACAUUUCUCAUCUUUUCCCUUCUCGUUGUCAAGCUCUGUGUGAGAGAUCAUCCCUGCAACUCAUCGAAGACAAUUAUUACAAAUUGGAACCCUGGUAGGAUUUGUUAUGUUUGGUUUUAUUCUCACUGUACUUCUUUUUCAUCACCUGUUAAAUAUUUUCUUUUGUAACAUUAAAACAUUUUACCCUGUU
Messenger RNA from Xiphophorus hellerii (green swordtail), 7172 nucleotides. It is a transcript of the gene slit2, whose product is annotated as slit homolog 2 (Drosophila). The record is from RefSeq and is a predicted model, not a curated record. The coding region runs from base 694 to 5412 and encodes 1572 amino acids. Gene Ontology annotation, molecular function: heparin binding; Roundabout binding; calcium ion binding. The transcript is spliced from 38 exons. Gene Ontology annotation, biological process: negative regulation of cell growth; retinal ganglion cell axon guidance; negative chemotaxis. NCBI's taxonomy places the organism in Eukaryota, Metazoa, Chordata, Actinopteri, Cyprinodontiformes, Poeciliidae.